Messenger RNA from Andrographis paniculata, 1578 nucleotides. Its product is annotated as protein BIG GRAIN 1-like A. Gene Ontology annotation, biological process: auxin-activated signaling pathway. The transcript has a single exon. The record is from RefSeq and is a predicted model, not a curated record. The coding region runs from base 462 to 1430 and encodes 322 amino acids. NCBI's taxonomy places the organism in Eukaryota, Viridiplantae, Streptophyta, Magnoliopsida, Lamiales, Acanthaceae.
CCCCCACCCGUUCUCCUCUUCACUCUGAUCUGGUCUUUUGAAAUGAACAAACAGUACAGUACUUGCCUGCAACACACACGCACAAAAAGGCCAGGCCAGGCCAGUCGUGGCCACUCUGUCACAUCCAUACCUAUACAUACAUUUCUUACACACACAUACUACCAUACGCACGCGUGCUAAAGCUUCCUUUUACGGCACUUAUAAAUACUCUCUGCAGCACUUUCUUACACUCUGUCUACAGUUCGUUGAGUUCCCUACUCCCUCCAUCUCCAUCCCUCCCUACCUACUGUUCAAUUUCUUCUCUCUGCUCUGAUCUAUCUAGUCUAAUCUAAUAAUUUUGCUCUGUCCCCAACCAACAUCCAACCCGUCUCAUUUGGCUUUUUCACUUCCACACUCUCAAUUUUCACUUCACUGUCUCCUCCUUCUCUUCUUCCCUGCUAAUCUAAUCUAUUUUCUUUCCCAUGGAAAGAGUGCAGCGACCCCGCCGCUGCAAAACGCCGUCGUUCUCCUCCUCCCUGCUGGACGCCAUCUACCAUUCCAUCGACGACCAAAGAGAGGCCCGCCCCGACCGGAGGACCCACGCCGCCCAGGUCGAGGCCGAGAUCGAAAGCCUCCGCCGGGCGAUCAUGGUCGAGAAAUGGAUGGAGAACUACGCCCCCCGCCACUUCUCCUCCAAUUCAGCCUCCUCCACCGAUUCCAGCGCCUUCUCCUCCUCCGAGACCGACUCCUCCAGAUCCUCCAAACAUGCCAACACCACCAUCAAACCGGCGCCCAAGCGGGAGGGCCGUUUCACCAGGACGAAAUCCAGGGCCAUGAAGAUUUACGGCGACUUGAAGAAGGUCAAGGAGCCCAGCUCCCCUGGAGGCAAAAUUGCCAGUUUCUUCAACUCCAUUUUCAGCCCGAGAAACCUCAAGAAAAACCAGGCCCUGGAGGACUUCCACCACCCCGUCAGGAAGUCGAGAUCGAUGAAAGACACGACGGCGACGGCGACGUCCUGCCUGAGCAAGAAUCACUCCUCCGGCGGGGCCGGGAAAUCGAAGAGAUCCGUCAGGUUCUGCCCCGUCAGCGUGAUUCUCGACCAGGACAGCCGACCCUGCGGCCAGAAAGACACGUACAUCAACGACGGCGACGAAUGCCCCGUCGGCAGCGCGUCGAUUCCAAGCGUCGUCGUCGGCAGCCAUUUUAUUAAGAAGAAUAUCAACAGUUUCCGCCUGGGCGAGGGCAAGAACCUGCGGCGGCAUCAUGAGUUCCGAGAUUUGUAUGAAAAUAACAACGGGAGCGACGUCGACGACCGGAGCUGCGCCAGCUCCGACCUCUUCGAGCUCGAGAACAUCGGACGAGCAUGUCUGUACGAGGAAGAACUGCCGGUGUACGGAACCACCAGUGUGGAGAUCAACCAGGCCAUUGCGAAUCAUCGUCAGAUUUUCUGAUGAUAUUUGCAUGUACGCAUGUAAAAAAUAAUCGACCCAAUAUUAAUUAUUAUUGUUACAAUUAUGAUUAAAUCUGAUUUUAUUUUAAAUUUAGUUCCUGAAUUUGUAUCACGUUGCGAUGAUUAACAAUAACGGAAUUACAUUAGUU